This is a messenger RNA of Mya arenaria, 2026 nucleotides long. RefSeq names its product cholinesterase 2-like. The record is from RefSeq and is a predicted model, not a curated record. The transcript is spliced from 3 exons. The coding region runs from base 30 to 1784 and encodes 584 amino acids. Gene Ontology annotation, biological process: presynaptic membrane assembly; modulation of chemical synaptic transmission; chemical synaptic transmission. Gene Ontology annotation, cellular component: cell surface; synapse. Gene Ontology annotation, molecular function: neurexin family protein binding; signaling receptor activity. NCBI's taxonomy places the organism in Eukaryota, Metazoa, Mollusca, Bivalvia, Myida, Myidae.
UGUCUUUAACUAACAAGCCGAACCCAAAAAUGGUCGCGGCUAGACUUAUGCUCGUGCUAGGGGUGCUGGCGUUGGGCCACCCGUGCGCGGGGCAGGCGGUAACAGUUAGAACGCUGGUCGGCGAGAUCAUGGGAUCCACGGAGCAGGUAGCGGUGGACGGACGGCCUUACCAGAUAUCGCGCUUUCUUAGUAUUCCGUUUGCCGAAACGACCGGCGGCCAGAAUCGCUUCCGGAAGCCGAUUCCAAAGGCGCCUUUUACGGACGUUUUCAACGCAACUCAAAUGCCCAUGGGCUGUUUUCAAGGAUCCCUAGGGGGUGCGGCGAAGUACGGGAAGUAUAUGAAUUUCACUGAGGACUGCCUCACACUUAAUAUCUACGUGCCUCAUGCGUUUGCCGGCAACCCCUCUCUGCCGGUGAUGGUCUGGAUCUACGGGGGUGCGUUCGUCGAAGGCGCCACCGCCAUUUACCCGGGUGAAGGAAUGGCGGCGCUCGGUGAUGUCAUCCUGGUCACCGUUAAUUACCGGGUCGGCAUGUUCGGCUUUAUCCGCAGCGCUAACGGCGACCUACCAGGCAACCAGGGGUUGUGGGACCAACACCUAGCCAUUAAGUGGGUUCAUAAUAACAUUGCCGCUUUCACUGGAAACCCGAAUGACGUAACGAUAUUCGGUGAAUCUGCGGGUGCAGCUUCUGUUGUUUUCCAAGCGCUUUAUUCAGGAAACAAAGGCCUGUUCCGGCGUGUCAUCGCACAGAGCGGUUCAGCUAACUCCUACUGGGCAAUACAUAACGGACCGAAUGCGGAAGCCUUCAUACAGAAGAAGGGCUGUGGCGGAUCACCGGAUCCCGCCGGCUGCCUGCGCGCCCUUGAGCCGACAAUGAUUAUGGACCAAGACACAUUACCGAUGAGACCUGUAGUCGACAAUGAUUUCCUCGUUGCUGAUCCAAAAAACAUUAUGUUUGAAAACGAUCCGAAAACUGCAGCCGCGAGAAACUUCUUUUCUUCCUUAGAUUUUCUUACAGGAUUUAACGAAUUCGAUGGAGCGCUUUAUGUUAGAGAUGUUUGGCCAUCUCUUCUAGGGUACACGGACAUGGACAGCCUCACUGUGACGCGGGAGCAGUUCUCAAAGGUUGUAGUUCCGAUAACAGUAAGUGCCGCGUGGCCGUCUGCGAAUAACGCGACGGCGGAGGUAUUGGGCCGGCUUGUGGACUUUAUGUACACGAACUGGAGCCGUCCCGACGACAGUGUCUUCCUACGCAAUGCACUGGUCGAACUGUCCAGUGACAUUGCAUUCUUCGGGCCGGCAAUAUCUACAGUGCACGGCCAUGCGUCCCUAGGCGGCGGAAGGACCUUCCUCUACCGGUUUAGUGUGACUCCAACCACACACGCAUUAAAAACACCUUUAUGGAUUGAAGGCCCCAACCAUGCGGACGAAAUACAGUAUGUGUUCGGGUACCCUCUCUUUCGGGCCUCCGUUUCCACAGGUCACUACACAAAUCUGGAGCGACAGGUUUCCCACGCCGCUGUCACUAUGUGGACCAACUUUGCCAAAACCGGCGACCCCAACAAGCCGACAACCGUGCUGUGGUACACCAAUACCACAUGGCCGGAAUAUGACGUCACGUCACAAGCCUACAUUCAUCUUAACGGAAACGGGGCCGCAGUCGGCAGCCGGUUUGCGGCGCGCCGAAUGGAGAUGUGGCAGCACUUGUUUCCGGCGGUGGCAGACAUCUACGAUUGUAACAAGCAUGCACAAGGGCCCGACGUACCUGUAUUUGUAGGGAAAUAGUUGUGCGAGACAGUCCAUCAUCGGACUGGUUUGACCAGUGCUUUCAAUAAAAAAGUUUAGAUAUAUAUUUACAACACAUCUUCCUUAAAGUUUGUAUUAUCACGCGGAUCCAACUCAGUUGACUGACGAACUCUGACACAGAAGCAUGUACAUAGUGCCUCAGAUUAUCCUGAGACAAAGGUUGUCUGUUAUUAAAUGGUGAAUAAUGUCAUUAAAUGGAGCCAUAAUUGCUUUUAAUCGUA